Messenger RNA from Cyphomyrmex costatus, 1891 nucleotides. RefSeq names its product Lysyl-tRNA synthetase (gene LysRS). Gene Ontology annotation, molecular function: tRNA binding; lysine-tRNA ligase activity; ATP binding. Gene Ontology annotation, biological process: lysyl-tRNA aminoacylation. The transcript has 8 exons. The record is from RefSeq and is a predicted model, not a curated record. Lineage: Eukaryota; Metazoa; Arthropoda; Insecta; Hymenoptera; Formicidae. Bases 59 to 1891 code for a protein of 610 amino acids. Gene Ontology annotation, cellular component: cytosol; mitochondrion; aminoacyl-tRNA synthetase multienzyme complex.
AUAGCGAUAUCUUGUAGAAAAAUCUAAACGUCAGACGGGUAAAGUCUAAUCCCAACACAUGAUCAUGCUUGGUACGUUAACCAAUACUUGUGUUAUGAUUACGCGGCCAAUAGCGCGAACCUGGUUAACGAGCCACGCGACGAAGUUGCGUCAGACUCCUCCGCGUCGAUAUGCUACGAACGAACUGAAAAGGCGUCUCAAGGCCGAACAAAAGGCCAAGGAGAAGGCCGAGAAGGAAGAGGCCAGGACGCUUGCAACGGCAGCUCAACCAAAGUCUGAGAAAAAGGAAAUCAAUGAAGAAGAAAUUAGUCCAAAUGAAUAUUUUAAGCUCCGGUCGAACUUGGUCAGUCAAUUCAAAGCUAUUAAUGAUAAUCCUUACCCGCAUAAAUUUCACGUAUCUAUCUCCCUGGAGGAGUUCAUUGAGAAAUUCAAGGAUAUCGUGAAAGAUGGUGAAGUACUCGAUGAGGAGGUACAUAGCGUUGCUGGACGUAUCCACUCCAUUCGGGGAUCCGGUGCCAAAUUAAUCUUUUACGAUCUUCGAGGAGAAGGUGUUAAGGUGCAAGUGAUGGCUAAUGCGAGAUUAUAUGAAAGCGAGGAAAAAUUUGUAGCAGACACUGCAAAGAUUAAGAGAGGCGACAUCAUAGGCGUCAUCGGCAAACCUGCGAAAAGCAAAAAAGGCGAAUUCUCAAUUAUACCACGGUCUAUUACCCUUCUAAGUCCAUGUUUACAUAUGUUGCCACAUCUUUAUUUUGGCCUGAAAGACAAAGAAACAAGAUUUCGGCAGCGAUACCUGGAUCUCAUAUUAAAUGAUAAGGUUCGACAAAUCUUUCACAUACGUGCGAAGAUAAUCGCUUAUAUACGCAAGUUUCUUGAUAAUAUGGGCUUCUUGGAAGUCGAGACUCCCAUGAUGAAUAUGAUUGCUGGAGGUGCGACUGCCAAACCCUUCGUUACACAUCAUAACGAACUCAAUAUGGAUUUGUUCAUGAGAAUCGCUCCAGAGUUGUAUCACAAGAUGUUAGUCGUCGGUGGGAUCGACAGAGUAUAUGAGAUCGGUAGGCAAUUCAGGAACGAGGGUAUCGACAUGACUCAUAAUCCAGAAUUUACCACCUGUGAGUUCUACAUGGCAUAUGCUGAUUACAAUGACCUAAUGGAGAUCACGGAGAAUAUGGUGUCUGGCAUGGUAAAGUCUAUACAUGGAACUUACAAGAUAGAAUACCAUCCGGACGGACCAGAGGGUAAAGCACACGAGAUCGACUUCACGCCACCUUUCAAGCGCAUCUCAAUGAUGACGCAAUUGGAAGAGAUUCUGCAGGUCAAACUGCCCAAAGCCGAUCAGCUUAACACACCAACGGCAAUCAAGUUCCUUAGUGAUCUUUGUGAAAAGCACGAAAUCGAAUGUCCCCCUCCUAAGACAUCGGCAAGAUUACUAGACAAGCUCGUUGGAGAAUUCAUCGAGGAUACAUGUAUCAAUCCCACAUACAUCAUUGAUCAUCCGCAAGCAAUGUCGCCAUUGGCAAAAUGGCAUCGAUCCAAGAAAGGUCUUACUGAACGAUUCGAAUUAUUUGUUAUGAAAAAGGAAAUCUGUAAUGCGUACACCGAACUGAACGAUCCGGUCGUUCAGAGAGAAAGAUUUGAGCAGCAAGCAAAGGAUAAAGCAGCUGGUGACGAAGAAGCACAAUUGGUUGAUGAGAAUUUCUGCACAGCUUUGGAAUAUGGUUUACCUCCAACGGCUGGCUGGGGAAUGGGUAUUGACCGAUUGACAAUGUUCCUUACCGACUCGAAUAAUAUUAAAGAAGUAUUGUUCUUCCCUCAAAUGAAGCCUGAUGAUCCAAACAAAAAUAAGGAAGUGACUGAAGAUGAUGAAACAUCAAACGAUAGUGCAGAAAAAUAA